AUGCUGAAGAAGUUACAGAAAGUUCCUCCGAAGGAAGUCCGAGAGACCUUGAUGAUAAGCUACGAGGGAUUAGAACCAACGCAGCAGAAAGUGUUUCCGAACAUAGCGUGCUUUUUCAUCAAAGAAGACAAGAAAAAUCCAAUUUUCAUGUGGAGCAAUUGUGAAUACCAUCCUCAUAAUGCAAUCAGAGUUCUCCUUCUCCCAUCUUUGUUAAAGAUCGGAGAUGAUAAUAGGUUUUUGAUGCAUGACCAAGUCAGUGAUCUUGGAAGACACAUUGUCUAUGAGGAGAAUUGCAGAUUUCCUGGCAAGCGUAGCAGGGUAUGGAUUCCUGAGGAUACAUCGAACUUAUUAAGGAAUAAGAAGGCAAGUGAAGAAGUAGAAGCAUUGAGUCUGAGCUUUAAUGGUCAACGUAAUGGUAGUGGCUAUACCUUCACUGGUGAAGAAUUACAGAGCCUGCGGAAUCUGAGGUUCCUCCGGGGGAAAGGGUUGAAUUUCGUUGGAGUGAUCAACAUACCUGAUUCCAUCGGAAAUCUGAAGAAACUCAAAAUCAUCAGGAUGCAAAACACUAAGAUACGUAAGUUACCUGACGCAAUCGGGCAAUUGGAGAUGCUACAUUGUCCAGAGUGUCAGAGCCUAUCCGGAGAAAUCCCAUGUGACCUUGGGAAUUUGUCCCGUUUUAAGGAUUUUGGACUUAUCAGGCACUCACAUCUCUGGAUUGCCAGCCAAAAUCAGUCGUCUCCCUGGCCUCGAAGAACUUCUGUUGAAGGAGUGCCAGGAGCUUCGACAAGUGCCAGAGCUUCUCUCAAGUAUAAGCUCAAGGGUCCUUGCCAGUCUGAGGAACUUCUCUCCGCUUGGAAGAUCAUAGAAUCCAUCGACCGGCUUCCAUCUAUUUUGUCAACCUUGCAUCUCACGGAUGUCUCGCCGCCGCAGCGGUUUUGCAACUUCAGGAACCUGUCAAGUCUCUUCAUUUCUAGCUGCUCCAUGGCACAUCUCCCAGUGCUUGAACACUUGGAGAAGUUGAGGGAAAUGUCCAUAAAAGUCUGUCCAUCCCUUGAGAGGAUACCUGAUCUGUCAUGCUUGAAGAAUCUAGAAAACUUGUAUCUGUCUGAAUUGGGAAGUCUUGUUGAGAUACAAGAUCCGGGGGAGUUGGAAUCCUUGGAGUCACUAGAGAUCAUCUGCUGUGAGUCAUUAGAAGGAUUACCUCAUCUAUCAAAGUUGGCAAAGCUCAAACCUUUUGAGCUACCCGACUGCCAAGUGCUACGGACCAUCGAGGGUCUCAGUCAUCUACAAUGUUUGAACCAUUUGACGAUCAUGGUUGCAUGUCCCUGGAAAGGUUGCUUGAUUAUCCAAGGUCGACCAAGCUAG
This is a messenger RNA of Eucalyptus grandis, 1365 nucleotides long. RefSeq names its product disease resistance protein RPV1-like. NCBI's taxonomy places the organism in Eukaryota, Viridiplantae, Streptophyta, Magnoliopsida, Myrtales, Myrtaceae. Gene Ontology annotation, biological process: defense response. The transcript has 4 exons. The coding region runs from base 1 to 1365 and encodes 454 amino acids. The record is from RefSeq and is a predicted model, not a curated record.